This is a messenger RNA of Fusarium graminearum PH-1, 1611 nucleotides long. RefSeq lists its product as uncharacterized. The transcript has 3 exons. Bases 1 to 1611 code for a protein of 536 amino acids. Lineage: Eukaryota; Fungi; Ascomycota; Sordariomycetes; Hypocreales; Nectriaceae. Gene Ontology annotation, molecular function: transmembrane transporter activity. The record is from RefSeq and is a predicted model, not a curated record. Gene Ontology annotation, biological process: transmembrane transport.
AUGUCUUCAACUACAACCCGAGGAUGGUUCUUUUAUGGCGCUUUUGGCACCUUGUGUCUGGUCACAUUCAUCAUUGCUCUUGACUCGACCAUCAUCUGCGUUGCGUUGCCGACCAUAGUAGAAGACAUCGGGGCUUCAGCAAUUGAAGCCUUCUGGCGCGGUACCAGUUUCCUCCUCGCCUCGACCGUCGUCCAACCCCCUAUUGCAUCUCUAUCCCAUAUCUUUGGUCGAAGACCCGCUCUCCUCGCCUCGGUGACCAUCUUCGCGGGUGGCAGCAUAAUGGCCGCUCUUGCAAAGAACGUCUCUGUGUUGCUUGGAGGUCGAACACUUCAAGGCCUAGACUCUGGUGGCAUACUCGCCCUGACAUAUGUCAUCGCCACGGAUCUGGUGAGUCUUAGAGAGCGAGGGAAAUGGUUCGGCCUCAUCUCUCUCAACUGGGCUAUCGGUAGUAUCCUUGGUCCCUUGAUCGGCGGUGCUCUUGUAGAAGUGUCUUGGCCUUGGCUAUUUUGGAUCAACUUGCCGUUCUGUGGUGUCGCUUAUAUCAUGAUCCCUAUCACUAUGCGCAUCAAACGAAAGGAGGAUGCAUCAGUCAACACCAAGAUCAAGGAGUUUGACUGGAUUGGAACAAUCAUCUUUGUUGCGUCUUUGAAGAGCUUCUUGAUCCCUCUCAGCUGGGGUGGUAUCAUGUAUGACUGGAGUAAUCCUAGAACCGUUGUUCCUCUUGUCUUCGGUAUUCUAAGUCUCAUUGCCUUCGGUGUCCAUAUCAAGUUCUGCCGAAGAUACUCUCGAUGUGAUCCUCUUUUACGGCCCAGCCUCUUCACCUCCCUCACGGCCCUCUCUGCCUACUUUGCCACCAUUAUCCAUGGUAUCAUCGUGUGGUGUCUUGUUUACUAUGUCCCCCUAUACCACGAAAUCCGAGGCUCGUCACCCAUCACUGCAGGUGUCGCUGUCUUGCCCUUCACUGGUACGGUAGCUCCGGCUGCUGUCGUGGUCGGGCUCCUGAUUACCAAGACCGGUACCUACAGGCCCUUUAUCUGGGCCGGGUGGACUCUGGUACCCCUUGGAAUGGGUCUGAUGAUGCUUCUUGAGAAAGACACAGAAACAUACAAAUGGGUGAUCAUUUACCUUACAGGGGGACUCGGCCUGGGCAUUCUAUAUUCAGCCCAGGCCUUUGCUGCCCAGGCUUCUGCUUCUAAUUCCGAUCUUCCAUUUGCUGCCAGCAUGUACGCUUUCUGUCGCUCUCUCGGUCAGGGGAUCGGCGUUGCUGUUGGUGGAGUCACUUUCCAGAAUGAGUUUCGCAAGCAGAUUCAGAAAAGUACCGAAUUUGCCCUCAAAGCAGAUGAAUGGGCUAAAGAUGCAUCCGCACUGGUUCAGAUCGUCAAGAAAUCUCCUGCUAGCAUGCAGCUCAUGAGAGACACUAUUAUCAAUGGCUAUAUAAAGGGCUUGAGAACAGUUUGGAUGGUAUUGACACUCGUGGCUUGCGUUGCACUUGUAGUGUCGCUUGCAGGUGUCAAAGCUAAGAGUUUGGAUCGCAAGUUUGAGACUGAGCAUGAAUUGGAUCAAGGCGCAGGAGAGAGGAGCGACAAGGCAACACCAGAUAUAGAUGUCUGA